Capronia epimyces CBS 606.96 is the source of this 1251-nucleotide messenger RNA. RefSeq lists its product as uncharacterized. Lineage: Eukaryota; Fungi; Ascomycota; Eurotiomycetes; Chaetothyriales; Herpotrichiellaceae. The transcript has 2 exons. The coding region runs from base 1 to 1251 and encodes 416 amino acids. The record is from RefSeq and is a predicted model, not a curated record.
AUGGCCCCCUCAAGGGCGCCGAGUGCGCUCCUCCUGCACUCUAUGAGGUCUCUAACCAUUGAGAAAUCACCAGCGGCAUUUGCCCUCCGUGCCUUCACAUCGACGAGCUCGACAUAUGAACAAGCCCAAGUCGAGAGAACAUCCUUCUAUCGAAAUCCCGACCCGGAGACUGUCUACCACCCGAGACUGGAGCCCAGACUUGCCCGAGCCGGUAGACCUCCAGUUGGGUCACGCCGACGACGAAUGGCUCUUGCGCAGUCUCCUCGCAUUCCAUUCGAGCAAUUGCCCUACCAAUGUUUCCAAGAAGCGCGCAAGAUCCUGAUCGAGGACCGAGAGGAGAAACUCAGAAAGAUCGAGAUAGAAAGAGCCCGCAUCGCUCGCGUUCGGGAGGCCGAUCCCAGCACAUUUCGGGGAGGAGAGGCCUUCAAACAAAAGAGACUGGCAAGCAUGGAGGCCGAGCUCGAACGUCUGAAGAUUUUGGCCGACAUCAAUGAUCCUAGUGUGAAGAGGAGGUUUGAGGAUGGAAAAGGUGAUAUGAACAAACCCAUAUACAGAUAUCUCGCAGAGAGGAAAUGGCGAGAAUAUCCCCGGAAAGUCCUCGUCCAACGAAUCACGCAAAUGAAGGUGGUUCCAGAUGUCGUUCCCAAUGUCGAUCCUAUACUGGAUGUCAAAAUCGCAUUUGGGAAAAAGGCUGUUGCACCAGGCGAUUUCGUGGCCUCCGACAUCAGCGAGAAGCCAUGCCAGCUUACAUUACAAGCUUUCAACCGCGGCGAGAAGCUGGUCACCAUCGCCGUUGUCGAUCCCGAUGUACCGAAUCUCGAGACCGAUAGCUUUGACUCCAGAUGCCACUAUCUAGCGUCCAACAUCACCAUCUCCCCGACCAAACCUCUGGUCGACCUGACCAGAUUGUCCCCAGAUUCUCAGGUUCUUCUGCCGUGGUUGCCGCCUCAUGCACAGAAGGGAAGCCCCUACCACCGACUGUCCAUCGUCAUUCUCCAGCAAAAAGACAACAUUCCCAUUGAUGUUGAGGUUGCCAGGCAGAAGGCUCAGCGUGACGGAUUUACAGUCCGCAGCUUCAUGAGCCGGCAUCUGUUGACUCCAAUCAGCGCGUCUUUGUUCCGGACCAAAUGGGAUGACAGCACGGCUGCUGUCAUGGAAAGAGCUGGUCUCGCGGGCGCCGAUAUUGAGCUCAAGCGGAAGAAGGUCGAACCGCUGCCAUAUAAGAGACGCAACCCGUCCAGUUUUAGAUAG